GGAGAGCAGCAGCCCUGCCGGGUGCGGUGCCAGAAAAUCCGGAGCAGCCCUUGAACCCCCGUCCGGCUCGGCAAGGUCACCCUCGCCAUGCCACUUCUUGAUCUCCAAAACCAGCUGGGCAUUAACCUAGACAGAUGGAUGCUCCGCCUGAGUAGCAAGCAGCCCUUUCAGCAGCCCAGCGCGUGCCACACGUUUGAGAAGGAGUGGCUGGAGUGCUCGGAAGGCAUCGGGAUGACCCGGGCCAAGGAGGAGUGCCGGCUGGAGGCCGAAGAUCUGGAGGAAUGCAUGACCAAGCGCAAGAUGAUGCAACGUGUCCGAGCCAUCUUGAAGCAAAGGGACUUAAUGAUUAAGGAGGGGAAAUACAAGGCCCCCCAACUACCAGAGUGACUGAAAAUUUGGCUGUGAUCCCCAAGGAGAAAACUUCCUUUGCUCCCUAGGAGCCGAAGAGAUCUGUUCUUAAUACUUUGUUAAAGAAUGGUUUCGUUGGAACCUUUUCAUUUCCCUCUUUUGGUUUCUAGUCCAACCCAUGAAUAAAAUUCUUUGGGACCUGAAA
Protobothrops mucrosquamatus (brown spotted pit viper) is the source of this 553-nucleotide messenger RNA. It is a transcript of the gene NDUFS5, whose product is annotated as NADH:ubiquinone oxidoreductase subunit S5. The coding region runs from base 88 to 387 and encodes 99 amino acids. The transcript is spliced from 3 exons. Gene Ontology annotation, biological process: mitochondrial respiratory chain complex I assembly. Lineage: Eukaryota; Metazoa; Chordata; Lepidosauria; Squamata; Viperidae. The record is from RefSeq and is a predicted model, not a curated record.